This is a messenger RNA of Mesorhabditis belari, 378 nucleotides long. Lineage: Eukaryota; Metazoa; Nematoda; Chromadorea; Rhabditida; Rhabditidae. The record is from the annotation of a GenBank genome assembly.
AUGCACCAUUUGGCCGAGAUACAGAUAAAUAUCAAAGUACACUACAAGGCGAUCUUCCGAUCCGUUCAACCUGUUCAAUAUGCAGGAGGAUUUGUAUUUGCGUUUUAUGAAAAAUUGCGACCAGAUAAAGAUGGUUCAAGUUGUGAGAUCUCAUUGCUUCGACCAUCCAUUUGUCAAGCUGCAAAGGAAAGAUAUGAUAUGCUCGACGAGUUGCUGUGGAAAGCGUGCCGCGAACGGAUCAAAAUCGAGCCACGAAUCGGUUGCGAUGAUGGGGAGAACGUGAGCGAAUCGACGUCCCUGAUCGAGGAUGUUGAUGUGAUGCUACGAGAAUGCCUGUUGGAACGCGCGUACAAAAGCCAAAGCGAGAAACCGAAAGAA